Molecule: messenger RNA, 10051 nt
Organism: Meriones unguiculatus (Mongolian gerbil)
Lineage: Eukaryota; Metazoa; Chordata; Mammalia; Rodentia; Muridae
Gene: Nrcam
Product: neuronal cell adhesion molecule
Exons: 33
Coding region: 454-4392 (1312 amino acids)
Biological process (GO): cell-cell adhesion; brain development
Molecular function (GO): cell-cell adhesion mediator activity
Source: RefSeq, a predicted model, not a curated record
GACGCGCGCCGCAGUGCGAGCCUCAGACGCGCGGGCGGGAGGGAGGGACCGUGCAGGGACAGCGGACUAGGGCAGCGGGACCGGCGACAGCUGAGCUUCGGGGUCUUGGGCAGUAGCGCCCCGGCGGGGCGGUGGGCGCGAAGCGAAAACGAAUUUCUGUGAUACUCUCCAGUGAAACCCAUUACCUUUGUUUGCUGAAGGCUCUGAUCAAGGCUGCUCUCAGCUGUUGACAUCAUCCCACGACAAGGAGGACAUCAGAAAUCAUUGGGACCCAGUGGACCUUCUGGAGAGCAAUGCUAAGACAACCUUCUUCUUGAAGAAUUUAAAAAAGUACCUCUUCAGGUAAGAAGACCUACUUCAAAGCUCGCUGCAUGAGAAAUUAUUUAAACGUGGCACACAAAUCUGUGAAAGAAGAAAAGGAAAUUCUCUGUGUGGGUCUCAGCAGGAGUAAAGAUGGUGCAGCCUAAAAUAAUGCUGAAAAAGAAGCAUUCAUCUGCAGGGAGGGCGCCCCUGAUCCUCUUCCUGUGCCAGAUGGUUAACGCCCUGGAUGUACCUCUUGAUCAUGGGGAAAAAGCAAAGCUUCUUGAUGACUUGGUGCAGCCUCCAACCAUCACUCAACAAUCACCAAAAAACUACAUUAUUGAUCCUCGGGAGAAUAUUGUAAUCCAGUGUGAGGCCAAAGGGAAACCUCCUCCAAGCUUUUCCUGGACUCGUAAUGGAACUCAUUUUGACAUAGACAAAGACCCUCUGGUCACUAUGAAGCAUGGCUCAGGAACACUCAUCAUCAACAUCAUGGCUGAAGGAAAAGCAGAGACGUAUGAGGGAGUGUACCAAUGCACAGCAAGGAACGAGCGCGGAGCUGCUGUCUCUAACAGCAUUGUUGUCCGCCCGUCUAGGUCGCCCUUGUGGACCAAAGAAAGACUUGAACCAAUAAUACUUCGAAAUGGUCAGUCAUUGGUGCUUCCCUGUAGACCUCCAAUUGGAUUACCACCAGCCAUAAUAUUUUGGAUGGAUAAUUCUUUUCAAAGACUUCCACAGAGUGAGCGGGUUUCCCAAGGCCUGAAUGGGGACCUUUAUUUCUCCAAUGUCCUCCCAGAGGACACCCGUGAAGACUAUAUCUGCUAUGCCAGAUUUAAUCACACUCAAACCAUACAACAAAAGCAACCUAUUUCUUUGAAGGUGAUUUCAGUGGAUGAAUUGAAUGACACUAUAGCUGCUAAUUUGAGUGACACUGAGUUUUAUGGGGCUAAAUCUAGUAAAGAGAGGUCACCAACAUUUCUAACUCCAGAGGGCAAUGAAAGCGUCAAAGAGGAAUUAAGAGGAAACACACUUUCACUAGAGUGCAUUGCAGAAGGACUACCUACUCCAAUCAUUUAUUGGAUCAAAGAAGACGGAACGCUUCCUGUCAACCGGACAUUUUACCGGAACUUUAAGAAAACCUUGCAGAUCACUCAUGUUUCUGAAGCAGACUCCGGAAAUUAUCAGUGCAUAGCAAAAAAUACACUAGGAGCCAUCCAUCAUACUAUUUCUGUCACAGUUAAAGCGGCUCCAUACUGGAUUGUGGCACCUCAAAACCUCGUGCUAUCCCCAGGAGAGAAUGGGACCCUGGUCUGCAGAGCAAAUGGCAACCCCAAACCCAGAAUUGGCUGGUUAACAAAUGGUGUCCCAAUAGAAAUUGCUCCUGAUGAUCCCAGCAGAAAAAUAGAUGGCGAUACCAUUAUUUUUUCAAAUGUUCAAGAAAGAUCAAGUGCGGUUUAUCAGUGCAAUGCCUCUAAUGAAUAUGGAUAUUUACUAGCAAAUGCAUUUGUAAAUGUGCUCGCUGAACCGCCUCGGAUUCUCACAUCUCCAAACACGUUGUACCAGAUCAUUGCAAACAGGCCUGCUUUGCUAGACUGUGCCUUCUUUGGGUCUCCUCUGCCUACGAUUGAGUGGUUUAAAGGAACGAGGGGAAGCGCUCUUCACGAAGACAUUUAUGUUUUACAUGAUAAUGGAACACUAGAAAUUCCUGUGGCCCAAAAGGAUAGUACAGGGACCUAUACAUGUGUCGCAAGGAACAAAUUAGGGAUGGCAAAGAAUGAAGUUCACUUGGAAAUAAAAGAUCCAACAAGAAUCAUUAAACAGCCCGAAUAUGCGGUCGUGCAGAGGGGGAGCAAAGUGUCCUUCGAAUGCAAAGUGAAACACGACCAGACCUUAAUCCCCACCAUCCUGUGGCUAAAGGACAACGGAGAGCUGCCCAAUGAUGAAAGGUUCUCUAUUGACAAGGAUCACCUGGUGGUAACUGAUGUAAGCGAUGGUGAUGGUGGGAUCUACACAUGUGCAGCCAACACCACACUGGACAGUGUUUCUGCCAGUGCUGUGCUCAGGGUUGUUGCUCCUACUCCAACUCCAGCCCCCAUUUACGAUGUCCCAAAUCCUCCCUUUGAUUUAGAAUUGACUAAUCAACUUGACAAAAGUAUUCAGCUGACAUGGACCCCAGGCGAUGACAACAAUAGCCCCAUUACAAAAUUCAUCAUUGAAUAUGAAGAUGCAAUGCAUGAGGCAGGAUUAUGGCACCACCAGGCUGAAGUUUCUGGAACUCAGACUACAGCCCAACUGAAGCUGUCUCCAUAUGUGAACUACUCCUUCCGAGUCAUGGCGGAGAACAACAUUGGGAGGAGUGUGCCCAGCGAGGCAUCUGAGCAGUAUCUUACAAAAGCUGCAGAACCAGAUCAGAAUCCCACAGCUGUGGAAGGACUAGGAACAGAGCCUGACAACUUGGUGAUUACAUGGAAGCCCUUGAAUGGUUUUGAAUCGAAUGGGCCUGGCCUCCAGUACAAAGUGAGCUGGCGCCAGAAAGAUGGUGAUGAUGAAUGGACGUCUGUGGUUGUGGCCAAUGUUUCCAAAUACAUUGUCUCUGGCACACCAACCUUUGUCCCAUACCUGAUAAAAGUUCAAGCCCUGAAUGAUGUGGGGUUUGCUCCAGAGCCGGCUGCAGUCCUGGGGCAUUCCGGAGAAGACCUUCCAAUGGUGGCUCCUGGAAAUGUGCGUGUCAUUGUGGUGAACAGUACCUUGGCAGAAGUACACUGGGACCCAGUACCUCUGAAGAGCGUCCGAGGACACUUACAAGGCUACCGGAUUUACUACUGGAAGGCACAGAGCUCAUCUAAAAGAAAUAGACGCCACAUUGAGAAGAAGAUCCUCACCUUCCAGGGCAGCAAGACUCACGGCAUGCUUCCAGGGCUGCAACCAUACAGUCACUAUGCACUCAAUGUCCGAGUGAUCAAUGGGAAAGGGGAAGGCCCAGCCAGCACUGACAAAAGCUUCCAUACUCCAGAGGGAGUCCCUAGUGCUCCCUCAAAUUUGAAAAUUGUCAAUCCUACACUGGACUCUCUCACUUUGGAAUGGGACCCACCAAGCCAGCCAAAUGGCAUCCUGACUGAGUAUGUCUUAAAAUAUCAGCCAAUUAACAGCACACAUGAACUAGGCCCUCUGGUAGAUUUAAAAAUUCCUGCCAACAAGACACGCUGGACUUUAAAAAAUUUAAAUUUCAGCACUCGGUAUAAGUUUUAUUUCUAUGCACAAACAUCUGUGGGAUCAGGCAGUCAGAUUACAGAGGAAGCAGUUACAACUGUGGAUGAAGGUAAGAUGGCUGGUAUUCUUCCGCCUGAUGUAGGUGCAGGCAAAGUCCGAGCAGUAAAUCCCAGGAUCAGCAAUCUCACUGCUGCAGCUGCUGAGACGUAUGCCAAUAUCAGUUGGGAAUAUGAGGGACCAGAGCAUGUGAAGUUUUAUGUUGAAUAUGGUGUAGCAGGCAGCAAAGAAGAAUGGAGGAAAGAAAUUGUAAAUGGUUCUCGAAGCUUCUUUGGGUUAAAGGGUCUAAUGCCAGGAACAGCAUACAAAGUUCGAGUUGGUGCUGAGGGGGACUCUGGUUUUGUGAGUUCAGAGGAUGUGUUUGAGACAGGACCAGCAAUGGCAAGCCGGCAAGUGGAUAUUGCAACCCAGGGCUGGUUCAUAGGUCUAAUGUGUGCUGUUGCCCUCCUCAUCUUAAUUUUGCUCAUCGUUUGUUUCAUCAGAAGAAACAAGGGUGGAAAAUAUCCAGUUAAAGAAAAAGAGGAUGCUCAUGCAGACCCCGAAAUCCAGCCCAUGAAGGAAGAUGAUGGAACAUUUGGAGAAUACAGUGAUGCAGAAGAUCACAAGCCUUUAAAAAAAGGAAGUCGAACACCUUCAGACAGGACUGUGAAAAAAGAAGAUAGUGAUGACAGCCUUGUUGACUAUGGAGAAGGGGUGAAUGGUCAAUUCAAUGAGGAUGGCUCCUUUAUUGGACAAUACAGUGGUAAGAAAGAGAAAGAACCAGCAGAAGGAAAUGAAAGCUCAGAGGCUCCUUCUCCUGUCAAUGCCAUGAACUCCUUUGUUUAAGUCUUGAAGCACAGAGUGUCCCAUUUCUCUGGAAUGUGUUUCCUCAGUAUUUGUCAUCCCUCUCAUACUAUGCACAUAUGGGUAGAAAGAAUGUUUUCUGCUGUAUGUGAGUAUUAUGAGAACAGAUCAAGAACAUAACUCAAUCAAAUGAUACAUUAUUAUGACCUGGGGUGCAAAGUGCACACUUUUUGUUCAAAGUCGGUUUUCUCAAUUUUCUAAUUAAAAGAAAAACUGAUUAAAAGAAACUGAUUAAAAGAACUGAUUAAAAGAAAAAUACAACAUCAUCAAUAGAUCACAUUAUUCCCUGUGCGGGAUACAGUUCAAUAAGAUGCAUGAAACAUGCUACAUAGAGGACACCCCUGUGUAUAUGAUUGCGACGUGGUGGGUACUUUGUUGACACUCUUCAGCUGAACCCUAAAUAUGAAUUCCGUUGUCAUUGUGGAGAGUGUUACUGUAGUGUUCUCUAGAGCUUCAGUGUCUCUGUGGACGUUGUUGUGGAACUCGUGACUAUGUCUAGCUGUUGUUAGUCUUUUGGGGAGACUGUUUAGGAACAGUAUGUACAGUAUAUACUUGCUACAUGAGUUAGUCAUGACAGCUGCCUCUGCUAAUGCUCACUGAGACUCUGGCACCUGUUCUUUGCUCCUGUUACUUCCUAGGCUUCUUGACUUCCGGUGUUGCAGCAGCAGGUUUCUGCUUCUUACACUGUCUCUGUGGUCAGUCCUUUGGGGGCAUAAACAUUGUGUAUUGUGACACCUUCUGGCAUUUGUGCCAUACUGAAAAAGUUGAAGACAAAGCUCUCAAGUGAAAUUUCAAAUUUUAGUCCAGAAAAUGCAGGGCAAGACACACGCAGUGCCUUCAGAUAAUAAGUAUUCCCUGACUCCUGCACUAUGUAUUGGGUGGUUUGGGCAGCUCCAUCGUGUGCCACUGUUGUUGUUGGAGACAACUCUUCAAAGACAGAGAUAAUUAUCACCAAAAUGCUGAAAAUUGUGAAAAUAAAAGCAUGUUUAUCUGAAGGGGCUUUCCCUUUUAAGCAUCAAGCACAAACCUUUGUCAUUGGCUGGAGUCAAUGCCAUUGGGUAAUUUUGUGGUCUUUUGUGGUUUCUAGUCAAACAAGUCAUACUGAAAAAGAAAAAUGCUAUGGUUGGAACUGGAUAGAAAAAGAAAUGAUUGCAGAAGUAAAAGCAUACAACAGCAUGCCAAUAGCACUAAAUUAUUCACUAUGUGUAUCCAAAUUACAACUCAUCUGAGAAGUCUGACAAGCGCUUACUUAAGCCAGCAGUUAAAGGGAUUACACCUACAGUCUAAGGAAUAAAUACAUAUGUCCUAUCAUAGCCGUAGACAAUGUGUAUGAAAUGGCUUACCUUCUGUUUAAAAAUCUAUGACAACCUAUGGUUGAAGGAAUGCUCAAUUUCAUUUGCCAAUAAAUUGGUUUCUCAUAACUUGCAUCAAGUUUAAUUUUAAGUAAAGCUUUUUAUAUGUAGAUAUUCUGUUGAAUUUGUAAAUAUACUUAAAGUGUAGAAGCUAUAUGCUUAUAGGUGUUACGUGCAAAUAAAUAUGCAAGCAAUGUUUAUGUUCUGCUGUGAGAAGUAAGCUCAUUAACUAAUGCAGUGUGUGGGAGCAGAAAACAUCCAAAUUCCUUCUGUGAUUUUUUUUCACCCUUCUUUUUGCUGUGAAACUGAAAUAGUAAACUUUUUUACCCAUUGUUUCAACCUGUUUCUGGCUGGAAUCCUUAGUGUUUUGCAGGAUUUGUCACCUGGCAUCUUUGAUGUAUACAGGUAAAGCUUGUUUUAAAGUGAUCACCAAAUGAGGUGACUCUAAAUAUUCUCAUGCCUUCAUAUUUACUCUCCACAAACCAGUCUAUCUAUUGGAAAUAUGAAAUAAUAAGACAGGCUUGCUUUGCCAUCAGAAAGCACAAAGACAAAAGUUUUAUUUUUUUUCAAUUUGUCAAAGUUUUCAGAGAAAAAUAAAUUAAUGUGCAGUUUCUGCUUGUCCACAGUCACGGAUGCUAAAUUUCUCUGUGCAUGAAGAAGUCAUUUCUGUAGAUUACUACACAUUUUGCACUAAAAAUUAAAAAUUAAAUGCUCUUAAAGUCCCUCCCUCUUUUGUACUUGAUCAUGUUCUAAGUGAAGCAUGAAUGUCCAGGUGUAAUGAUCUGUGUGGCAGGGCAGGAACAUGCCACUUGAUUUCCAUCCAAAAGUUACUAUUAAACAGUCAUGAUCUAUUGAGUUUUAGCUUCUUCAAACCUGUACUUCCAAAGAUUUUGAAGAAAUUUUGACUUUUUGAUUCAUUUUUAAAAGUCUUGGGACAUCACAAAACUAAACAGAUAUUACUAAGAUAACACAAUCAAGAACAUUUUAAUGAAAGGUUAGGGACUAGCUAAGCAGGAAGGGAUAACACCAGUCUUUUGAAAACAGAAGAAAUCAAGUUCUGUGGUUUUUUUCUACAAAAAAAGCUCAAUUGCCCCAUCUGUGAUGACUAGUCCAUUCCACCAUCACAGACCUUCUCCCUCCUCAGCCACCGUCAGUUUGUAUUUCUUAACAUGGCUGCUUGAUGAGGGAGUUUGAAUACUUAUACAUGUUACAAAUACAUCAUUCACUUCCUUCUCUUCACUUUCUUUCUUCUGUCCCCAAGCUGUAUAACUAUGUAUAACAGCCCAAGGCACACAAGUAUCCACAUCCUGUCAGCUGCCCCUGGUCCCAGCACUACACCCACGAGACCUACCUGCCUUGCCUUCUCAGAUUUAACUAACAUGUUAUAAAAGUGAACUGAAGAUGCCAGCAGAGCUCAGUAUUCCUCCCAUAGAUGGUGUGUUGGCUGCUCGCUGGGACCCUCUUUUCUUCCUCCUCACAAUGGGCCAGAGUAACAAACCUCAGCCUCACUCUACAUCAUGGCAUGGCUCUGUGACAACAUAAUCGUGACCUCAAAAAGAUUUGUUAUCUAUAAACUGUCUUGUUUAGUUGGGUUUAAUGGCUUUUGAGGUGAGGGGAGUCUAGGAACUCAGAUUCUCACCCACAGAAUGAAUCUCUCCCACUUGAGACAUUUCUGCAGUUGACCAACAGAGGGCACAUGUGUUUUAUUCUGCACAGAAAAAAACAUGCCUUCUCUCUUUGCAUAAUUAAACGGUAACCUGGUGAUGUAGAAAAUGAUCACCUUCUCCCCCUAGGGAAAUGGGAUUGCAUCGCUUCCUAGUUAGUUCACAAUUUCUGGAAUGUAAGCGUGAGGUAUGUGAGCCUUUUGCAUAGUUUCUUUCUUGAUUGGGUCUAGGUGGGUCAGAGAAAGAGUUGCCUGCAGCCCACUGGCCAUAUUUGUCAGGGAUAUGUGUUUGUAUGAUGAUAAGGGAAGGGAGUCCUUAAAAUGGCUUCAUCUCCUUUCUUUCAGGAUACUAUUUUUGUCUGCCACCAAUCGCUUGAUAUUUUGUUAUUGAACAGAACAUACACAAAAGUAGUUUAAAUACCACUCACAGCUCAUAUGAUUUACUUACGAGAAGGAGAAGGAAAAGCAGAGACCAUGAUUGCAGUAUUUGUACUGAACAAAUACUCAAUGGGGUGCAAAGAUCAGUGGCCCAGAGAGAAGUAAGGAUCAUAUUCCAGCUCCACCAUCAUAUAGCUGUGUGACCCUGAAGGAAUACCUCCUCUCACCAUUCCACACCUGUUUGCUCAGUGAGACAAUGAUGGGGCCGAUAGCAUCUAAUAUGCCUUUCUACUUUAAUCCUGUGGGUCCUAACAAUGGAACAAAAUAAUCUGAGCACUUGCUUAAAGCCAGGAAGAAACAUAAACAAAACCAGGUGUGAAUCCUGCUCCCAUGGGGCCUGGAGCCUAGUGUAUGCAGACAGGUAUAAUCAGAUGACUGCCAGGAUGGGCACAAAUCCUUAUUUAAUGUGAGAGGUUGAAAGGGAAAUCAUGAACAAAUGAUAGUUCUAUCCUGCUUGGACAUGGUGGUCAGGAAAGUGGCCCCAAGGAAAGAAAUGUGAGCUGAAAGGUGAAAGGAAAAACAAUAGAAAAGCAAGGGGAUAAAGCUGGCAACAGCAAGGCCCUCUUUGGAAGACCAGUUAACAGGAGCUGGUUGUCACUGCAAAGCAGGAGAGCUGUGUUGAGGUGAAAGAUCAUUGCAAGAAUGAAAGCAGGGUGUUUUUACCUGGGUCUGGAUGCCUCCUCCCUGACAGAUGCCACCCCUCAGUCAUCCAUGCCCCUGAUUUUCUGGCUAUCUACUGACAUUCAAAUAGUUCAAGUGUCUCAGAAACAAACAGAGUUUUGCAUUAGUCUCCAUACACCUUCAGUUAUCAGCUGUCCUCCACUUCAUAGUCAAAUGGUUGAAAUAAUAGCAACAAAAUUAUAUGAGGAUAAUUUAAAAGCCACCGCUUUUGUUCCUUCUGUGGCUCUAAGUGGGUCCUGUAGACAGUGUCUUUCCUCAGCUCUAAGUGUGUGGCUUAUUAUCUCAGUGAAUGACUUAGCAACAAAGAGAGCUUUUUUUUCAUCAGACAUUAUCAGCUGGAUCAUUGAAAUCACCUAUUAAAAGUCCAAUGCCUACUCACCCAGGCCCACAAACUCUCUUAUUUUCAUUAUUUGAACUGUGGCUUGACCAUCACUAGAAACAGUCCCAGAUGAUUAAUGUGUAGCAAAAGCAGUAACUGAUGUUGACAAGCUUAUCCUCUAGUCAAGGAACCGUAUUUUAAAUAGAUUCUUCAAGACAGCCCAAGGGUGGAUCUCAAAUUCUCUUAUAUUCCCCACAUAAAAUGAGUCUAGAGAGAACAGGCCCUCAUAUAUUUCUGGUAGAAAUAUAAAAUGGUACAGCCACAUUGAAAAAUAAUUUAGAAAUUUCUGUAAAUAUUGAACAUAAAUUUACUGAGACCCAUAAGUCUAAACUCAAAAAAAAAAUGAAAACCUCCAGCUAGCCACAGACUUGCACAUAUGUGUUCAGAAAACAUCAAUCACAACAGCUAGAAAAUGACCCCAGUGGCCAUGAGCAGAUGAACAGCUUAACAAAAUGAGUAUAUCAUAUGAAUACAUGGUAUAGCUAGCUACACAGUCAGAGGAAAUACUUCUUGGCAAGUUAUAUAAAGGAUUGAUGUAUACAAAAAUGUGAAGGCUCCCCCAAAACAUCAAAUUUUAAAAAUCAGGCACAAAGUCUACUGUUCUAAUUUACUUGAAAUGUAAAAAAAAAAAAAAAAGGCACACCAGUGAAAACCUGAGGUAGAUUGAUGUCUGGGGCUGAAGGAUAUGGAGGCAAGGAUUGACUUCAAAUUAGUGUGAGAGUGCUUCCUAAAGUACUAUAAAUUUUUAAGUUUUAUAGUCAAAAGAAGUGAAUUAUGGUAUCAGGUGCCAUCUUAGUAAAGCUUAUAUUUGUCUGAAGGGUGAAUAGAGUUAUGUACAAAUGAUGUUUGGGAUGAGUACAGCCCCACACCAUGGACACAUCAUCUCCUGUUUCCUCAAGGAUGCUGCAAAGCCAUCAACUCCAGGUGUCCCCUAGAAUAGCACCAUCACUUGUUAGAAUCACAUUGUUGGCCUGCCUCAUUUGGAGGAAUAGAAAUGAAUUAGCUUCGACAUUAAAGGAACUUCAUAACGGAAAAAAAAAUUUCAAAUACUUCAAAUGCUUAUAAUAGAUGAGUGGCUAGACAAAUUUUAAAAAUGUGUGCCACUUUUAGACCAUGAAUCAAUCAACA